AUGACCGGGGAGUUAACAUUCGACCCGGCGGGCCAAGCGUCGGAGAAUCACGGCCUAGACUGCGUCUACUCGCAUACCGGCCCCUUAAACACCGCUACGGCCUCGAAAGAACACCUUGGUUCAUUAGAGGAACGCCUCGAGACUCUUGAGCGCCAGUUGCGCGGCCUCGAUAGCCGAGUUGACAGGAUAGAACACCGUGACGGGGAUCCCUCCCCGCAGUCAGCCCAUGCCUCGAGUGUGCCAGAGCACCGCAUCGCGGAUGCCGCCAUUGAUGAGGCGGAACCUCACGCCAACGUCGAGGCAAUCGAUGCCACUGACGGCGUAGGAUCUGUCAUCUUCACCAAGGAGGAACACACUGGCUUCUACGGUCCAUCAUCCAACAUCGCCUUCACGCGCGACAUCAUCGGCGCAACCAUGACCGUCCUUAAGCGCUCAGGCGCAGAAUCCGUCCCAGACUACCAGGACAGCUCCGGCGGCUUCGUACACAGCCACGUACUGCCCGUCUCCCGACCUCCAACCCCCAUCGCCGGCCAGCUACGCUCCAGCGGCGUAUACGGGCCCUCCCUCAACCCCUUCGACCUGCCCCCACCCGACGAGACCUUGCGCCUCACCUACCACGAGCUAUCGGCGAGGAACUUUAAAAACGUGCGGAGAUCGUGGCUGGGGAUGCUCAACAUGAUCAUGGCCCUUUCUACCAACACGCGGUAUCCAAGCGAUCUCACGCAGCAGCAGCGCAGGACCGAGUCCAACGUGUUCUAUCUCCGAGCCACGGUUCUGUGCGAGAAGCAAAUCAAGUUUGGUGCGAGCUUGGAAAUUGUACAAUAUCUCUUACUCGUCAGCCAUUACUUGCAGGGGACGGAGAGCUCCGUACAGACGUGGAACGUGCAUGGCCUCGCGGUCAAGGCAUCCUACCAGCUCGGGCUACACUCCAAGCACGCAUUAGAUCGAUACUCCCCUCUCGAACGCGAGAUGCGAGAUUCUCAGUCGCUUUACAUGAUCGUAGGCCGCGUCCUCGACGAGCUCUACGGCAGCAACCUCGACUGCGACACCUCCCAGGACAUCUUCAAAAUCGCCAGCAAAGUGUUCCAGAUCGAGCACCAAAUGUCGGAAGCCCAGCGCGGGAUCCCCUCCACCCUCCGCCUCAUCGAGGCCGCCGAGCUCCUGCACGAGCCCAGGCAGUCCUUCCAAGCCACCAAGUUCCGCGUCGUCUUCUCCCUGCGCUACAACAACCUCCGCAUCCUCGCCCACCGCCCGCUGCUGCAGAGGUACCUCGAGAUCCUCGGCAACCAGUCUAGCGACGUCCACCACCUGAGCUCCCUCCACCAGAUUGGCGGGAACAGCUUGCGCAUCUGCGUGCAGGCCGCGACGAGUAUCGUGGAACUCAUGGCUUUCCUGACCACGUCCUCUCCCGAGGACCGGGGCCUGCUCGGCGCUUGGUGGUUUUCCCUUUAUUAUACUUUCAAUGCGGCACUUGUCAUCUACUCCGUGCUUCUAAUCAAAGCAUAUACAGACGCUCAAGAUGACGGCUUGGCCCUCGGAAACAUUGAAAUCCGUCGUGGCUUGCUUCUUCAGGCAGUAGAAAGCCUAGCGACCCUCGACAUCGGCAAUCUCAGAGCAGAGAAAUGCGCCAGAUACAUUCUCAAACUAGAGCGAGCCCUAGAAGCGCUAAGUAAAUUUAACGACGGGCGGGGAAGUGAUGCCACGUCCACGGCCGUCGGUACAAAGCCAAUUGGCCAAGCUGCUGGCACCAGCGUCGCUGCAAUGGACGCCAUGGCUGACCUGUUCAGCCAAGAACAAACACCCAUUGGGAUGGACAUGUCGGAUCUUAUGGUGCCUGGGGAUCUCGACUUCCUGAAAUACUUUGAUCCCAAUAUGCAUUUGCUGUAG
This is a messenger RNA of Parascedosporium putredinis, 1887 nucleotides long. The record is from the annotation of a GenBank genome assembly. Lineage: Eukaryota; Fungi; Ascomycota; Sordariomycetes; Microascales; Microascaceae.